Paramacrobiotus metropolitanus is the source of this 2118-nucleotide messenger RNA. RefSeq lists its product as uncharacterized. The record is from RefSeq and is a predicted model, not a curated record. NCBI's taxonomy places the organism in Eukaryota, Metazoa, Tardigrada, Eutardigrada, Parachela, Macrobiotidae. The transcript has 10 exons. Bases 174 to 1829 code for a protein of 551 amino acids.
CCUGGUGCAUGGUGCAUUCCUAGUUUUUGAGCUGCGAGCUUCCGGAUACUCAUCGUAGAAUCAUUAUUAUUGUAGAGCGGCACUGGCUCAUCAGCAGAAAAAAGUUUGUUUCAGAGAGAGGUCAGCUGCUAUGCGUGGUGCCAAGUCAAUUCCGCACUUUUUCGUAUGCUGUAAUGGAUCGUGAUGCGAUUGAGAACACGUUUAUGCUUCUUAUCCUUGGAGGUGCUGCGGUGUUUUUUCUUGUGUUUCAUUUAUGGAUUGUAACUUUCGUGCAUGACGCGAUUGAUCCUGGCAAAAUUGAAAACGUGAACUUUUGGACGGCAUUUUUAUAUGUAGGGCCUUUCUUGGUGCCCGUAUUCGCGCUCUUGACAUAUUUAUACUGGAGAACAACUAGACCAGUUUCAGCACAGGAAACUAUUCCACUGAGGAGUGCUGCAGGCGCGUAUUACGAUGACACAUUUGUUUUUCGCCAUCCCGGAACAUCCACUCAGUCUCCUGUCUACGCACCAGUGGAAACACCCGUUACACUGCCUGACCAUGCAGAUUUGGAUAAAGCUCUGGAUUUGUCAUACAGUGCGCCGAUAUCCUUGCCAUCCGUUGCAGAGCCCACUGAAGGUUUUUUGAAUACCAUCCAUUACGUCAGCACAGCGACCAUCCAUCUCGAUGUCCACGCACCGACAACCAGCAAAUAUGAUAACACAUCAGUUUUUGCUGGCCUUGAGGAUGCAUCUACGAACGCUGCGAUGGUCGAUGCUGCAGCUGAUCUUGGCGCCGUGGACGUCGGUUCGGCUGGAGGAGCUGUUGACCUUGCAGCUGCUGACGAGUCCAAGACUGGUUUAUGGGGUCCUGCAUUGACAGAUUCGUCUGGAAAGAGUCCUGCGUUGACCGAAUCGUCUGGAAAGAAUUCGCCGUCCUUUUCCCAGCGGAGCAGUACUGCGGAUUCCGGGGAAUAUCAAGACGCUUCGGAUGUGACCUUUAGCAAAUCAGUCUGCCGGAUGCUGUGGGGGGACUUCCAGGAACUGGGGGAAAUUAUUACUAAGGUUCUGGCCACGGCUAUGCAAAAGAAGGAGCAUCUGCCCGAUGAUCGCGACUCCGAUGAUGCGGUUGUUCAUAAAAAGCUCAUGACUCUGGGUCCACACUACCGCUCUCCGCAGACCAAAGGAUCGAUGGCGCAUUCUUUGCCAGGGCGUAGUGCUGCGCGGAAGGGUUCGAGUUCAGCUGAAAAGUUGACGCAUUUGCUGAAAUUUUACGUCGCCCACCAUCGUCAUCGACACUUCCAAACCAGUAUGCGCAAGCUCUUCGCGCGCGCUAUGAUAAAAUUGAGUAAGGCUGGCCGCGAUCAAAACCGGUGUCGUCAUGAUUCCGCAACUGAAUCUGAGUGCAGCUGGGAAAGUACUUCUGAUUCGGUCGCAGGUCUGUCAGAGACUAGCAAAAAAGGGUUUUCGAUCAACUUUAAUCCUUUGCUCCCUGCCCCACCGACCUUUGUUCAAGAAGUGCCGACUACAAAAUCAGUGAUUGCGGAAAUGGAAAAACUGCACUUGGGUGGCGAUGCACAUGUGUUUUCAAAUGCUGAUCGCAAUUUUUCUGGAUUGAGUCGACAAGAACGGUAUUUCUCCGCUAAAAAGCCUGAAGCCAGUAACAGUGGGCAAGCUGCGGCUCUUUCUUUCCGUGACUUUUAUCCGCCGCCAAAAAACGCCAUCAACCUUCAGCUAUACCAAAUUCGCGAGCGGAUUUUUAACAACGAUGUACAAGUUUUUUCCAUUGCUCCGGAGAUCGCAGCCGAGAAGAACAAGCCCGAGUACACUGAACUGGAACCGCAAAUUCUGUAGUUUAAUCAAGAAAAGAGUUUGCGGCGAGAGUGCGCUCUUUCCUUUUCUGGCAUUUUUCCUAUAAUUGUUGUGAUUUUCCGUUAUUGUGAUUCAUUAAACAGGGUGGUUGAUGUUUCUUUGCUAUCAUUUUUUUUUUGCUUUUUCAAUAGAUUUGAAUAGCGCAUUUGACUGAGAACUGAGCGAUCGUGUCACAUGUUUUGAACAAUUUUUAUUGCAUUGUGUAAAGUUUGGUGCUUUUGAAGUACAAUUUUAUGAAUAAAACGCGGAAGUAAAGAUAUAUGAACAAUUG